Messenger RNA from Apus apus (common swift), 3796 nucleotides. RefSeq lists its product as uncharacterized. The record is from RefSeq and is a predicted model, not a curated record. The transcript is spliced from 2 exons. Lineage: Eukaryota; Metazoa; Chordata; Aves; Apodiformes; Apodidae. Gene Ontology annotation, cellular component: cytoplasm. The coding region runs from base 70 to 1881 and encodes 603 amino acids.
GCUGUCGGGCCGGGCGGCGCCAGGCCCGGGCGGGGGCAGCUCGGCGGGCCGGGCGGCGCUGCCGCCGCCAUGAAGGAGCCGGCGGCGGGCGAGGAGGAGGUGCUGCGGGACUACCUGGCCUACUACCUGGCCCGAGGGGCCGCGGGGCAGCUGGCGGUGUGCGACGAGGCCUCCCUGAAGGCGAGAGCGCGGCGGCUGCUGGGCCCGCGCCGCGGCUGCCUGGACGUGCGCGGCGUGGCGGAGCGGUGCCGGCGGGCGCGGGGCCGGCGGGGCGGCAGCGUCCUGCCCGGGCUGCUGAAGGCGCUGGAGGUGCUGGAGCUGCUCUGCGUCAACCUGCUCCUCUGCCCGUGGCGGAAGGAAAUCUGGUCGCUGAAGACGUUCACGGGUAAUUUUGUCUACUAUAUUCAAUCUGUGCUCCCAGAUGACAUUGUAAAAACAGUACUGGAGAAAAUAGGUUACAUUGCAACAACAGCAACAGAGUUUUCACUUGUCAAAAAGAGAAACAAUGAGGAAACAAAGCAGACUGCAUUUGAAAUAUUCCUGGCAAGAAUUGAGUGUGAAACCAUCCUUGAAAUGACAAGUGAAGAAAAACACGGCAAUUUGGAGAAAACCCUACAGAAGAACAUACAAAUGCACCAGCAUCCUGGAGAUAAGGACAAAGAGGAUCAAACACCCCAGAGAGAAGAUGCUGAAAAUCUAGAAAAUAAAGAAAACAGUGAGACAUGUCUGUGCCUUGCUACUCAACAGAGGUCUUCAACUAAUAGUGAUGUAGCCUUUGAAGCUGCUGGGAAUCUGAGGAUCAAAGAUGAGAUACCUCAGUUAGCAGUUACUCAAUCCACUAACAGGCUUCAGGAACACCAAAGGCAAGUCAUUAACACUGCACAUUUUCCAGGCAAAUGCUCAGACAGUGAGGACUUCUUAAUCAAAUAUAGUGACAUUGUCAUAAGACAAACACCUAUUUUCAGCGAGAAUCUUUCUCCAAAAGCUUUUGAAAAAAAGCCAAGAGCCAGUCUAAGUGAAGAAUGUGCUUUGGCAGUCUCUGCAGAGUCAGCUGCAAAUGAGAUCAGGCCUGUGCCGCUCUCACCAGGAGCAAGCGGUCCACCAGCCUUUGCACUAUUUGCUGACAGCUCUUGUGACAGCAAAGCCACUUUGGAGUACACAGCUCAAGAAGUCUCCAGAGGAUCAAUUGAAGCAGAAAUUAACGAUGCCAUAAAUUGCAUAGACCUGGACCCUGCAGAUGAACCCAAUGAGCUGAAGUCCCUGCUGUACGAGGACACUGCAUCUGUCCAACACUGCAGUGUCCCCAGGGAAGAGAAAGUUUGUGAGCUGUCUUUAACCUUCACAAAACUACAAAUCAAGGACACUCAGGAAGACCUUAUGUAUCCAGUAGAGGAAACUGGCCAACCUGAGUCAGUAUCAUAUGCAAGUACAAGUGACAGGCACGUCAGAGAAUUUAAUCAUUCCCAAAUAAACCAUACAUAUCUGACUAAUGCUCAGAUGCAGAGCAGAGCAGCUGUACAUACUGAGCCAUCUUCAGAUCCGUGCUGUAGUACCAGGAACAUGGAGGAUCCCACUGUUGAUUCUGAUAGCAAGAGACUAUUAUUGGAUACUCCUAAUGCACAUACAGCCUGUGAGUGCUUCAAACACAUUAGAGAGCCACCCAACCUCACCUACAUUCCACCACAAAGUAUAGAUGUUCGGUCUUCAUGUGUAAGAAGGACCACCACACAGGGCAGAAGGAACCUCUCGCAGCCUGAACAUGACUCUCCUGAAUCCGGUGAAGUAAAGCUGGAGAACUAUAAUUCAAAAGUAAAUGAAAUCCAGGAGCCUUAUGUCAUUAUUGACAAAAGUGACCAAGGAAUGUUAUGCCAUCACACUUGAUUCUACCAGUGCUUUUAUCUGUAACCUGCCUGGGUUUUUUUCCUCUCACUCGUGGCCUUGAUCAGCUUUUCAAGGAGAUUAUUAGCUUUGUUGAAGCAGUUUAAAAAAGACCAAAAACACCAACCACUGCUUUUGGACAGUAAAAAAAGGAAGUAGUUGAGCAGAUUCUCAAUUGCUUAUGCUCAUUAGAAUCUUUGGCACUGAAAACCAAAUGGUGACCUUUCUAAAGCACAGGCAACUUACAUAAAUUUAAAACCAUGUAACUCAUCAGCCAGACUUCUUCCUGUGCUGCUUAAUGCCAGAUAGGUUUCUUCAGUUAAGCACAAUUUUUUCUUUUUUUCCAUUACAGUUCCAUUUCUGGAGUAUUCCUUACUCUUCAAGUGUAGCAUCCUGUACAGUGAUAGAGCCAGGUACAUGUUUAAAAAUGGGAUGAUCCAACUUUACAGCUUUACAAAUGCUGUACUGGAGUGUACAUCUGUUAAUUCAUUACAUUCCUGUGAAGCUGUGCUCUAGCUGAUCUUGCACCUUUUCUCAGUUGAAAGUUAGAAAGUUUGGUAACAUUCCAUUACAUUUAAAGAAGGAAACAGCCUUGUGAACACUUGGUUUUAUUUUUGCAUUAGGAGCAACAGUUUAGAUAUUAUAGAGGCAAUAACCUGUAUUACAGGUUUUAUACCUGUCUCCACUUGCUACCAAGUUUUUUUGUGGUUACCACCACAAAUUUCAAGAGAAGCAUUGAGCAUUCUAAUCAUUCACUGCUACCAGAAGAGGGAGAUCCAGCUACUGCUGCCUUCUCCCUUGCCCUGUUUCUGCCACUUAACUGCACCAGCUCUGGAAUUCACUGGACUUUUCUGUAAGUCCAUCUCACUAAAAUUAAGGGAAAAAACUACCAUCCUCUGCUAUUUUAGUGGCAGGGAAAGAAAAGAUUAGAGAAGGGCCCCAGGAUUAGAGCCAGGAUAAGUGAUAUCCUGUAGGUCAGAGUGCUGUGUGAAAAGCAUUGUGCUGAGAAGGGAGCAGCAUUGUUAGAUCAGCUGUAAGCUGGAGUCCCAGCUUUGAGAUGCUCUGUCAUGCACAACAUGUAAUUCAGUUUGGGAAAGCACAGUCACUGGUACUGUGUUUCAGCACAAUCUUCAGUGCUUCUUUAUGCACUUGUUACCCAGAAAGACUUCAGUACUGCUUUAAGUAACUUUUCCAGUAGCACUUCAGUGCUAAGAAUGUUUUGGUUUUUCAUGUAGUUGGAAUAUUGGGUAAAAUUAAUAUACUAUAAACUGUUUAACAUUGACCUUCAGCCCCCAGAAAAUCAAAGAGGAGCACAUGGGUUGCACUAGAAAAACCUCAGGAGCUAAAAUGUAAAGACCUGAUUUUUGAACAACUAAUUAUUGAAGUCCUGUCAUCACUUUGUUCCAGUAAUGUAGGAGGAAUAAAAUUUUGUCCAUCAUCAAGUGACAGGGCUUACUUCAGCUUUGGGUGGGAUUGUGAGGAAUGGGUGAACAUGCACAUGCAUCAAUACUUCUGUUCUGGGUCUAGGCUAGGUCUGAGGUAACUUUCUUAAUAGCAGCCCCUGGGGUGGUGUGGUGGGUUUUGUGGCUAAAAUUGUUGGUAUUACACCAGUGGUUUUGCUUUUCCUGAACAGUGCUUGCACACUGUCACAACUCUCUCUAGCAGUGAUGAGUAACUGGGAGAGGACACAGCUGGGACAGCUGACCCAAACCAGCCAAAGGGAUAUGCCACAGAACAUCAUGCCUGGCAAUACAGCUGGUAGCAGAAGAUGGUAGGGGUUUUUUUGCCUACCAAGGUGGCCAUUGCUCAGAGACUGGCUGGGCAUUCGUCUUCCUGUGGAAUGUGGUGACUUACUGCCAUUGUAUCGCUGGGUUUUUCCCCUCUCUUUCCUUAUUAAACCUUUUGUUUCAAACCAAAA